CCUGCUCAGCACACCGGUUGCCAAAAUGCUAUUGCAUGUGUGCCGGUGUGCUGUGGUUGGCAUUUUUUAAAGACUCCAUAAUGGUGGUGAAUUUACUACAUUUUGUUUCUUUUUUUGUCCUAAUAAAAUAACGUUGCAAACGAAAAUGCUUGACAUUGCACGCAUGGCAAGGAGCAGGAGGCUGGAGUGUCUAAAGGAGGUGGUGGGGUUUGUUUACAUUAUGUACGAGAAACGUCAAACGGGCUGCGAUUGCACUGGUUUACCUCAUCGUUGCGGGAAGCGAACGCGCACAAUAAUGUCGACGGUGGCCAAAUUAACUUUCCUUUCCGCCUGUAUCGCGAGUGGCAGUUUAAUCGCUUACGUCCACUACAGUCAAGCCGCUGACCGUGAACGGUUGCACGAAGGAGUACGACGAGAUGUGGAACGGCAACGGCUGAAGCAUCUAUCCGCAACUGGUGCAGGAAAUGAUAUUGUCCCCGUUGAAGGACCGCCGGCCACAAGUCGUGCCGGAUCGCAGCUGCAGAGUUGAAUUGUACAGCACAGAGUUUCGUCGAGGUGGACGGAUGAUAGUAUAGCAAUAAAAGUGUAGUCCAUUUCUUUUUUUUUUAA
Molecule: messenger RNA, 609 nt
Organism: Anopheles arabiensis
Lineage: Eukaryota; Metazoa; Arthropoda; Insecta; Diptera; Culicidae
Exons: 2
Coding region: 146-529 (127 amino acids)
Biological process (GO): mitochondrial respiratory chain complex IV assembly
Cellular component (GO): mitochondrion
Source: RefSeq, a predicted model, not a curated record